Dermacentor andersoni is the source of this 1746-nucleotide messenger RNA. Lineage: Eukaryota; Metazoa; Arthropoda; Arachnida; Ixodida; Ixodidae. The record is from RefSeq and is a predicted model, not a curated record.
AUGAUAAAAGCACGUGCCCUUGGCAUCAGAGGGAAGAUGCACAACUUCAUAGCGGGUUUCCUUGAAUAGUGAAGCUACCAAUUCGAAGUUGGUCACGACGCCAGUGCCAUACGAACAAACCACGUUAGCGUCCCCCAGGGCUCGGUUAUUUCACCGACGCUGUUUAAUAUAGGUAUGCACCAGCUAGCUAAGUGCCUUGCCGACGUACCGGGCCUGAAACACGCGGUGUACGCUGAUGACGUCACCGUGUGGACGAAUCAAGGGUGCAUCGGGGAGCAGGAGGACGUCUUACAACGAGCUCGCGACAUUAUUCACGCCUAUGCCACGGAAACGGGUUUACACACUUCCCCAGACAAAACAGAGUUUGUCGUCAUUCAUGGUGGCAGGUCUACCUUUGGAAAGCAGGAAGAAAAGCAGUCUUUUAAACUGUACAUCGGUGACCAACCCAUCACACGGAAAUCUACUAUCCGAAUACUCGGUAUGCACCUAGACGAGAACUGCACAGCGAACACUUGGUUGCAAUGCGUUACGAAGACCAGCAAACAAAUCCUGCACGCUUUACGCAGAAUCUCUACCCGCACCCGUGGAGUAAACGGACGUGAAAUGCGCCAGUUCGCUCAAGCUUUUUUUUUGGGCGUAACCAGGCUGAUGAUGAUGAUGAUGAUCAUCAUGUACGGGCUGCCGUAUCAUCCAGUCAACCUCUCACAGAUGCACGCGCCCGACCGGUUACUUAACGAAGCCAAACGCAUUGUAACUGGACUCCCAAGGUACACAAGCCUCGAAGAGCUUAAAAGUUGUAGCAAACUCAACAACCUGUCCGAGCUCGUAGACAUGCACAUCUAUACACAAGAGACCAGAUUUCGCGCCACAAAAGCCGGGCGACACACACUCAUGCUCCUCGGUUAUGACGUCCACAAAAUGCCCAUUUUGCCCAACAACACGCCGCCGUGGGAAAUCACGGCUCUCACCGAUGGCAGGCCACUUGCUCUCAAUAUGGACCCUGCUCAGCGAAUGCGGCGCCGAGUUCGAACUGACCUUGUUCACCAUCAUGUGUACACAGAUUCCCAGGCUGCCCAUCGGGCAUGUGAUAAUGUUAUUUAUACAGAUCCCGUAUUGCAGAAGAUCCGGCACCAGGCACGCCAGCUUCGCGAAUGCGGUCACGAUGUCACCAUUCACUGGGUCCCUGCGCACUGCGGUAUCCCCGGAAACGAGAAGGCUCAUAGACUGGCGCCCACUCAUCUCUCUACCGCGCUAGCCAGAGCCUCCGAUAAUCCUUAUCCUCUCCUAGCUACCACACCUGAGGUAGCAGACCCAAUGGCAGACAAGCAUGCGACCAAACAACGACGUGCCGCCUACCUCGCAGCAGUGGGCAAUCCACUCUCUAUACCGUCACUUCCACCGAAGGUAUUCACACGGCGAGAGUCAGUCUUGCUUCGGAGAAUCCAGACAAGCGCCCUCCUUACUCCUCACUUGCUGAACCGUUUCCACAAGGGUGGCACACCACCACCCGUAAGUGGGUUCUGUUCCAUGUGCACAUGUCGUGCUGAUCUCAACCACCUUUGUUGGGAGUGCCCCCUCUACAUCCCACCAAGGCUUCGUGCUCUGGCCACCAUGCAGCGGGGACCCUGGCCUUCUUCUCUCCGCACUUGGGCUUGCCCGGAUACCACGUCUCCGGACCAUGCCAUCGAGCUCUGGCGAGCACUGCUGCUGUUCCUCCAGGACCCUGCAGCACCACCCGUCGGCGAU